ACCCCAGCAGAACUCCAAAGCUCCUCCCACUUGUUUCAGACCCAUCCAGCUCACUCCACAUUCCGCAGCGCCGGCGAGGCACGCAAGAAGAAGCCGCGUUUCUUGCAGCUGCAGCGGCGACCUCGCUCCGUCUCUCUCCUCUCGCAAACACAGAAGAGGAUGGGGAGAGCGCCGUGCUGCGAGAAGGUGGGGUUGAAGAAGGGCAGGUGGACGAAGGAGGAGGACGAGAUCCUGGCGAGGUACAUCAAGGAGCACGGAGAAGGGUCAUGGAGAUCGCUGCCCAAGAAUGCUGGGCUGCUGCGGUGCGGGAAGAGCUGCAGGCUGCGGUGGAUCAACUACCUGAGGGCGGACCUCAAGAGGGGGAACAUCUCGGAGGAGGAGGAGGAGAUGAUCAUCAAGCUCCACGCCACCCUUGGCAACAGGUGGUCCCUGAUCGCCGGCCACCUGCCCGGCCGGACGGACAACGAGAUCAAGAACUACUGGAACUCGCACCUCAGCAGGCGGGCGGCUGACUUCCGCGACGGCGUCGUCGUCAACGUCGACCUCAGCAAGCUCCCUGGCGGCGGCAAGCGGCGCGGCGGCCGGGCCAGCCGCGGCGUGAUGACCGCCGCCAAAGAGAAGGUGAAGGAGAAGGAGAAGGAGAAGGGCAAGAGGAAGAGCAAGGUUGCAGAAGCGGAGCACCAGAAGGACGAGGAGCAGCAGCUCAAGGAGGACGACGACAUGGCCCUGUCGACGCCGAGCUCACACUCCCAGCCGUGCGGCGCUGCCCAGAGCGAGGAGCAAGCGCAGGGCAGCGCCAGCGGCCUGACGUCUGAUGAUGGGCACGAUGAGGACCCAUUGGCCCUGAGCGAGGAGAUGAUGAGUGCGCUUCUGGGCCCCGGAAGCCCAAAGCUGGAGGUGGGCCCGGACGGCUCGUGCAUGGACAGUGACAGUGGCCCGUCCGUGGUGGUGGACGGCGAGAGUGGGCCCGGUGGGCCCACGGGGGAUGUGGGCCAAGAGCUGGGCGACAAGGCCAUCAUGGACUGGGACUUGAUGGGGCUGGACAUCUCCACCGCCGGUGACAUGUGGGACUACGCUGACAUGGACGUGGUGGUCCCGGGUGGGGGCCACCACCAGCAGCAGCAGGAGUUGAUGUCAGACCUCUUCUUCCUGGACAACAUGUAGGGGGUGGAGCCAUGGUGGCCCUGUGCAUCUUCAGCUUGGCUUCUGUGAUGUUUUUAGCUUUUCAUCCAGUAGAGCUCGAUGUAUGUGGUGAUGAGUGAGAUAGGAUAAGUAUUGGUCUGGUGAGUGAUGAACAGUAAGAGCGGAGAAAAAUGUGCAAAAAAUAAAGGGCCGGAAUUGCUCCGUUAGUUGAACUGUUCAAAUAAAGCCUGGCGCGGAAUGGGGAGAAUUCCCAGUGUUUGUACGGUUACAGCGUGUGAUGGCAAAUGUUAGGGCAGAAGCGUUUUCACUUUGAUGCUGGA
This is a messenger RNA of Panicum virgatum (switchgrass), 1463 nucleotides long. RefSeq names its product myb-related protein P-like. NCBI's taxonomy places the organism in Eukaryota, Viridiplantae, Streptophyta, Magnoliopsida, Poales, Poaceae. The transcript has 3 exons. The coding region runs from base 160 to 1164 and encodes 334 amino acids. The record is from RefSeq and is a predicted model, not a curated record.